Papaver somniferum (opium poppy) is the source of this 1229-nucleotide messenger RNA. RefSeq names its product serotonin N-acetyltransferase 1, chloroplastic-like. Gene Ontology annotation, cellular component: cytoplasm. NCBI's taxonomy places the organism in Eukaryota, Viridiplantae, Streptophyta, Magnoliopsida, Ranunculales, Papaveraceae. Bases 105 to 902 code for a protein of 265 amino acids. The record is from RefSeq and is a predicted model, not a curated record. Gene Ontology annotation, molecular function: N-acetyltransferase activity. The transcript is spliced from 9 exons.
ACCACGCUGACUGACUCAAUUAGUCAACUUUAUCUCCUUCGUUCUCCACACAUAUCUGAUAUUUUUCUGUCUCUGCCUGUCGCUCAAUCUUAAGCCGCAACUGGAUGAUGAGCUCUGGAAUGACGACAACAUCGUCAACUUCAUCUUCAUCUUCUUCACUAUGCUCUCUUCAUCCAUUUACUUGCAGAGAUGUUAAUAAUUCAAUUAUUAAUAAUAACAGUAGAUUGGAGUUUCCUCACAGCUAUGGUUUCAAUGGAGGAAAAAUAGUUGAGCAAAGAGGAAAGAAACUUAAAGGUUUUGUUCCAUUGAAGGCUGGUUUUUGGGAGAAUAUCAGAUCAGGUUUCUCAAAGAACAAUACGACACAAGUUGUGGAACCACCACCCUCCGACACCGAACUGGAUGAAGAAGAACCAUUUGAGCAGGAGGUUUUUCUUGUGGACAAGAUUCAACCUGAUGGUACAAUCGAACAAAUUAUGUUCUCUUCGGGUGGUAGUGUCGGUGUCUAUGAACUCCAGGCAUUGUGUGAUAAGGUAGGUUGGCCUAAGAGACCACCAUCCAAAGUAGCUGCAGCUUUGAAAAAUAGUUACAUGGUUGCCACUUUGCAUUCAAUAAAGAAAUUUCCAGAUGCAGAGGGGGAUGAUAAAGUGGAGCUUAUUGGCGUUGGUCGUGCUACAUCAGAUCAUGCCUUCAACGCCACAAUUUGGGAUGUCCUCGUCGAUCCUCAAUACCAGGGCCAGGGACUUGGGAAGGCUCUUGUGGAACAGAUGAUAAGAGCUUUGCUGCGGAGGGAUAUUGGAAACAUAACAUUGUUUGCAGAUGGUCAAGUUGUGGAUUUCUACAGAAAUCUAGGAUUUGAAGCUGAUCCAGAUGGCAUUAAAGGCAUGUUCUGGUACCCAAGAUAGCUACUACCCGUCAUUGUGCGCAGUUAGGAAUGCUGCUUGGAUUAGCUUUCACAUACCAUGGAAUGCUUAAGAAGGUAACUUAGAGUGACUUGCUUUCCUUUCUUGUGCAAAGGAGCUCGACUUGUCGAUCUUGCAGCCACUGUAUUAAACCAUACUAGGCUUGCAUUAUCUUGCGGCCAUUGUAUUUAACGCGUUCUUUUUGGUUGUUUAGCCAAGUAAAUUAGUCCAAGAAAAUAUGUAUAAAAUUGCAAAAAACUGACUCUAACAAAAAUAAGAGAUAUAGAACAAGAGAGUAACCAUAGUAAAUUAGUUCAAGACCAUUUGUUA